This is a messenger RNA of Vombatus ursinus (common wombat), 2953 nucleotides long. RefSeq names its product Rho guanine nucleotide exchange factor 37 (gene ARHGEF37). Gene Ontology annotation, cellular component: cytoplasm. The record is from RefSeq and is a predicted model, not a curated record. The transcript has 13 exons. Gene Ontology annotation, molecular function: guanyl-nucleotide exchange factor activity; protein binding. Bases 94 to 2154 code for a protein of 686 amino acids. Lineage: Eukaryota; Metazoa; Chordata; Mammalia; Diprotodontia; Vombatidae.
AUUAAUUUUUUUGAGAGGCAGGGACAGCAGCCUGAGCCGAGGGGAGGAGGCUGCAGGAGUCCUGUUCUCUGUGGAUUGGGAGGUUCUCCUGCCAUGGCCAGUUACCAGGAAGGUGAGCCUCCCUCUCCUGGGGAGAACUCAGGGGAUGAAAGUCAAGGGGAUGAGGCAAUCAGGAUCCUUGAAAAAAUGAAGCAGAAUCAGAGACGUGCAGCAGCGGAGCUGGUCAGCACAGAGGCCAAGUAUGUGCACAAUCUCCGGCUCUGUGCCUCUGACAUCCGGAGCCAGUUACGUGAGCUGCCAGAGGAAGACUUGGACGUGAUAUUCUCAAACAUUAAUGAUAUUAUCAAGGUCAAUAGCCGUUUCCUCAAAGGCCUAGAAGAAGCAAACUCUGAAGAGGAACAGCUAUUCUUACUUGGUAAUCUGUUCCUUGAAUUCCAAGAGGAGAUGGAGAGCACCUAUAAGGUCUACUGUGCCAGCUAUAAUCAGGCCAUGGCCAUGGUAGAUUCGUAUAAGAAGGUACCCACGCUACAGAAGGCAAUUCAAGAUGUCAUCACUGCAGUGGUGCCACAGGCUGGAGCCUCAGGUCUCACUUUCUUGCUGGUGAUGCCUGUGCAGCGGGUGACCAGAUACCCUCUCCUGCUGCAGAAGAUCCUGGAGAACACGCCACCUGAUGACCACGCCUACGAGGCCUUGCAGAGGGCUACCAGAGCCAUGCAAGAGGUCAAUUCCAACAUCAAUGAGUACAAGAGGCGUAAGGAAAUUGUCACUAAAUACAGCAAGUUGGAGCAUCUGACGGUCAGGGAGAGGUUGGCCCGGAUUAAUACACACUCUAUCUCCAAGAAGACUCUGCGUCUAAGUCAGUUGUUCAAGCAAGAAGCUGGGAUUGUGACCAGGACUGAAGACAGGGAGUUCGAUGACUUAGAAGAGAAGUUCCACUGGGUGGCAUUGUGUGUGAAUGAACUAAAGAGCAAUGUGGCCUCAUACCUGGAGAAUUUGGAGACUUUCCUCAGGAUCAAACCACAUGAAUGUGAUCUGGAGAUGGAAGGCGGAGCUGUGCAGCAAUAUUGCUGCCUUACAAGAAACUUGCACCUUCUGGCCUUCUUGGAAUUUAAGCAGCGGCUGGAAAGGCUAGUGUACCACCCACUGGGCCACCUGUCUAAAGCCCUACUGGGGCCUCAGAAUCUGAUCAAGAAGCGUCUGGACAAACUGCUGGACUUUGAACGGGUAGAAGAGAAGCUGGCUGAAAUGGGCAGCAUGACUUAUGAAGAGGAAGCCACUAGGCACACGUACCAGGCCCUGAACUCUCUGCUGGUGUCUGAGCUUCCUCAGUUUAACGGGGUGGCCACACAAUGGCUGGGCCAGAUCUUGCACACCCUUAUGGCCCUCCAGAGGGAUCUUGCCCAGCAAGUGUUGCAGAGGGCAGAAGGAGAGCUGGCUCAGUUGCCCCACAGCCAUGUUUCUGAAUCUGACUUCAGGAAGGUGAUGGAAGACACAUUGGGCAAGACCAGUGCCCAGCUUCACUCCUUCCGCCAGAGCUUUGAGAAGGUGUUGCCAGUUCCAAUAACACAACCAUUCCAACCUGCUGCAGAAAGACAGGUACAGACCCUUCUGAGCAAGUAUGGCCCUAGCAAGCUCUACCAGGUGACAAGUAACAUCAGUGGGAGUGGAAAUCUGGCUCUGACCCUCCAGAGAGGACAGAUUGUGGCUCUCCUUCAGGACAGGGAUACCAAAGGCAAUACUAGUCGUUGGCUGGUGGAUACUGGAGGCUAUCGAGGGUAUGUGCCAGCUGGAAAACUAGAGCUGUAUCAGGUGGUCCCACCUGAGGAGCCCAGCAUGCAGGCGGGGUCAGGCGAUGGUUUCAGGUUCCCUCCAGAAGAAGCUCCCAGGGCAUCAGCCCGUGCUGUCACGCCUGUUUUUCAGGUGGUGGCUGCCUACCCAUUUGCAGCCAGGAGCAGCCAUGAAGUGAGCCUGCAGGCGGGGCAGCCGGUAACAGUCCUGGAGAGGCAGGACAAGAAGGGGAACCCAGAAUGGAGCCUCGUGGAAGUGAAUGGACAGAGGGGUUAUGUGCCCUCCAGCUUUCUGGUCCACGUUCCAAGCCCUGCACCCUGGGGUUGGAGUUUGCCCCCUUGCAACAGCCCUCCAUCACACAUGUAAUAACAAUGACAGGAGGGAGGCUGUGAAGCAUUCUCAGUCAAACAGUGUGGGUUGAAAGAGGUAAGAAGGGUCUCGGAGCAGAACACAGAGCUGGGUGGAUAUGAGACAAGGCAGUUAGAAAAUAAAACAAACCUGCUAGAUACCAUCUCCACUGCUGCUGAGGAAGGGGGAAGGGAGGAGGCAGAGGGGUGCAGAUGGUGGGAUAGGUUCUCCAGAAUGCCUCUCCAUGGAGCCUUUGUGGGCAGAGAAGGUCCAUGAGGUCUUGGCCUACUGGCCUGGAGUCACACAUUGCAAGAAGCAAUGUAUGAGAGAAAGGUAUCACAAUACUUUGGAAAGAAUGCCAGAUGUGGCAUUAGAGGAUUUGGGUUUGAAUUCUGGCUCUCCCAGUUACUUCAGGUAAGUCAGUUAUCCCCUGUGGGCCUCUGGAUCUUCAUCUGUAAAAUGAGGGGGUUGCAUUAGGUGGCCUAUGAGGUCCCUCUCAGCCCCAAACCUGUGAUACGAUGAUCCUAACAUGAAACUCUCUGCGCAGGAGCUGUGCACGUUCAGAGAUAGCUUCUUAUGUACUGGGUGGGAGCAUUGAUCCCAGGAGGUCUGUGCCUAGAUGUGAUUGAUUGGACUUAAGUUCCUUAAUUUGCGUGAUCUAUAAAAUGCCCAGCAUAUAGUAGGCUCUUAAUAAAAGCUUGUUUUAUUUUGAUUUUUAAUCAGCGUCUUGGGGGCAAAGUGGAUUAGAGUGCUGGACCUGGAGUCAGGAAGACCCAAGUUCUAAUCCAGCCUCAGACGCUUAAUAGCUGUGUAACUU